Messenger RNA from Mycena indigotica, 489 nucleotides. Its product is annotated as Ubiquitin-conjugating enzyme. The coding region runs from base 7 to 489 and encodes 160 amino acids. The transcript has 6 exons. The record is from RefSeq and is a predicted model, not a curated record. NCBI's taxonomy places the organism in Eukaryota, Fungi, Basidiomycota, Agaricomycetes, Agaricales, Mycenaceae.
CAACUUAUGGCCGCCCGUCUGAGCAGGCAAUUCGUCUCUAAAACUGCCCGCAUUUCGCGCUCCCUGCGGUCGAAUGGCUCCCGCCGUUUAAUGAGCGCCGACGCGGGUGCCCACCACGAGUACAAACCCGGCUCGGACCUGCCUUGGAUUCUUGGCGCCGCUGUUAUCACCGUCCCGACGUUGGGGUAUAUCCUCAAGGACACGUUUGCUAUCAAGGAGCGCAUUGCCGCUGGCGACCACGGUCACGGGCACGGCCAUGACGACUCGCACUCCCAUUCCGAAAAGCACGAAGAGAAGCAUGCGGAGCCGGUUGUGAUGAAGGACGACGAGGGCAAGGAGGCGGAUGUGACGAGCUCGGUCAAGGCAGCGGAGGCUGAAGAUGCCCCCAAAUCAGCUGGCGCGUCGACGGAGGAGUCUUCGGACGCUGCGGCGGCCGAACCUCCAAAAGACGAAAAGGAAAAGGAUGGGGAGAAAGAGGAGAGCAAAUGA